AUGUGAUGACUGGGCGGCCGCGCAGACACUGAUGAGCUGGCAGUUUCUUUGUGCGCCCGCCCGGGGGUCUGCCCUUGCCAGGCUAUAAAGUGGGGGCUUCGCUGCACCCCGAAACACAAGCCCGCUCACUCCAACAAGAAGCAGCAGCUGCCCAGACUUGAGCCCAACACCACGAUGUCUGAGACCACAAAACCCGCUGCUCCUGGCCAGGCUGCGGAGGAGAAGGAGAAGGCAGCCCCAGCGCCAACUCCAUCCCUUGACCCUGCUCCUGUGGCGAACAGCAAGGGCGAGGAGCCCUCCACAGAAGCCUUCAGGAUCAUCGUCUUCGAGCAGGAGAACUUCCAGGGCAGGCAGAUGGAGUUCACCACUGAGUGCCUGAACCUGGGGGACCGUGGCUUCGACCGGGUGCGCAGUGUCAUCGUCACCUCUGGACCCUGGGUGGCCUACGAGCAGGCCAACAUGCGUGGGGAGAUGUUCAUCCUGGAGAAGGGCGAGUACCCUCGCUGGGACACCUGGUCUAGCAGCUACCGGAGCGACUGCUUCAUGUCCAUGCGUCCCAUCAAAAUGGUGAGUGGUCCAGAAGCAGAAAGCACCCAGGUGGGACCGGCCAGAGCCGGAUCCAUGCCACUUGAUGCCUCGCUGCAGCAAGCUCCAGGGCUUCGGCCGCACAACCCAGCGCCUUCCCUCUGUCUUCCCCAGGAGGCUGAGGACCACAAAAUCUCCCUGUAUGAGUCUGCUGACUUCAAGGGCAACAAGAUGGAAAUCCAGGAGGAUGACGUGCCCAGCCUCUGGGCUUACGGCUUCUGCGACCGCGUGGGCAGCGUGCAGGUGCCCAGUGGAACCUGGGUCGGGUACCAGUACCCUGGCUACAGAGGCUACCAGUACCUCUUUGAGACCGGAGACUUCCGACACUGGAACGAGUGGUCUGCCUUCCAGCCCCAGAUCCAGUCCAUCCGCCGCAUCCGGGACAUGCAGUGGGACCAGAAGGGCACCUUCGUCACCCCCGACGCGCCCUCCGACUGAGCGUGCCGCCUGCUAGCUACGAGUCCCGGGCCCCGUGGGGCACCCCCGCCCCUCCCCUCGCGCUCGCCUGCUCAGCACUUUCCUUGUACAUUGCACAUUCCCUGGAUGUACUCUACCUUGUGAGGCAAAUUAAAAAAAACCAGAAGACUAGAGCUGCUUGGGAGUCUGUGGUGCAUUGAGCACAGCCAUGGGAUGCGCUGCGUCGGCUCUGCUUUUCCGUCCUGCUCGAGUCUCGUGUUGGAAGCCGGGUGGGACGUGGUGAAGGGUGAUCUUCCUGGGGGACAACCCACCCCCCCCCACACACACACUGGGGCUGCAGCAGGGACAAGGAAGACCCCGGUGAGAGCAGGAGCGUGCACGGGAAAGGAGGUGGCAGGAGGCUCCUCCAGCCCCCACGGAGGGGGGGGGGGGGGGCUCAGGGCACCCCGGGAGCGGCCGGACCACGGGGGGCUCCCGGCUCCCUCCAUGCCUGCGGGGCGGGAGGGGAGCGGGGGCUCACGGGGCCAGGCCGGUGGGUACACACGCCAAGAGGCGAGUCCGUGAGCGGCACGCAGCCGCGUAUUCACCUGAGCGGUAAAUAAUUAACAGCAGUAAUUGCAGUCAAUCAAAGACCAAUUCACUUUCAAGGAG
Messenger RNA from Aquila chrysaetos chrysaetos, 1653 nucleotides. It is a transcript of the gene CRYBB1, whose product is annotated as crystallin beta B1. The record is from RefSeq and is a predicted model, not a curated record. Lineage: Eukaryota; Metazoa; Chordata; Aves; Accipitriformes; Accipitridae. Gene Ontology annotation, molecular function: structural constituent of eye lens. The coding region runs from base 175 to 1023 and encodes 282 amino acids. Gene Ontology annotation, biological process: lens development in camera-type eye; visual perception. The transcript is spliced from 5 exons.